Phaedon cochleariae (mustard beetle) is the source of this 1823-nucleotide messenger RNA. NCBI's taxonomy places the organism in Eukaryota, Metazoa, Arthropoda, Insecta, Coleoptera, Chrysomelidae. The record is from the annotation of a GenBank genome assembly.
AUGGGUGGGGUGGUAAGUUCAGGACAAAACAAUGACGAUCUGAUAGACAAUUUGUUAGAGGCUGAUUACAUAAAAACGUCAAUGAUAGAAAGAGUCUUUAGAGCUGUAGAUAGGGCUGAAUAUUUCCUGGCUGAAGCCAGAGGCAAUGCUUACAAGGACCUGGCUUGGAAAUGCGGGAAUCUGCACUUGUCAGCACCAUGCAUCUACAGUGAGGUCAUGGAGGGAUUAUCCAUAGAGCCUGGAAUGUCCUUCAUGAACCUUGGCUCUGGUACCGGGUACCUCAGCACCAUGGUCGGGCUGAUCCUCGGCAGCUGUGGCGUCAACCAUGGGAUAGAAUACCAUCUCGAUGUAGUUCAGUAUGCCAAUAAGAAACUAGAGGAGUUCAAGAAGCACUCAGGAGCUAUUGAUGAGUUUGAUUAUUGUGAGCCCAAAUUCAUACAAGGUAAUUGUCUGUGUCUUACCAGUGAAUGUAAUGCUCGGUACGACAGAGUCUAUUGUGGAGCUGCUUGUCCUCCCCAGUAUGAGAACUACAUGAAGAAUUUGUUGAAAGUUGGGGGUAUACUUGUGAUGCCUUUGAAUGAUCAUCUGGUGCAGAUUCUCAGAACUUCUAAGACAAAUUGGAAUACAAAAUCACUGUUGCCAGUGUCCUUUGCCACAUUGAUUCAGCCUCCAGAAGAAAUACAAGAAUGGGUCCAAAUGAUUGAAGUGGAGCCUUCUUCUCUGCAAGAGCUUUGUAGAUCUGUUGUGAGGAAUAUUUUACGUAAAAAUGUGGAGAAAGAGCAUCCUCCUAUCAAGAAAUCUCCUCCUGUGAAUAAGGCUCCAAAGAAGAAGAGGGCACUUAGGAGACUGGUGGUUCCCUUAUUUGAAUCUGAAGAUAGUUCAGAUGAUGAUAGACAUGUUAGAAUUGGUGGGGUUAGGAACAGAGAUGCUGGUAGAGCCACAUUCAGAGAAGAAAGUGAUGGACUCUUGAAUUUCGUUCUCGGCACAUUCAGAGAAGGUAGAAAUCUUUUUGCAGGACAUGAUAAUCACAACAGAGAAAGGACUUUAGUAGAGGGAGACCAGUCCAGUGAGGAUAACAGAAUGGAGACUGAUACAAACGAAUCAACAGAAGACAGUGAAAAGAAAUCUCAGGUGGAAACCAAAAUUGAAACUCAAGCUGUUAUCGAACAUGUACCAACAACAAGUCAAAAUGCUCAAAAUAAUGCAGAAAAUGUACAGGAAAGGGUUGUUGAAUCUCCAAUCCAACCACAACCCUCUGUCGCCCAACCCGAUAGGGAAGAAAUCUCUGAAGCCCUAGAGCUCCACGACGUCUUCUUCGGCGUGUUGAACUGCCUGAGAAGAGAGAGAGGAGAGGGGGAAGAUCCUCUGGAAGAGGAAGAAGAGGACGACCACGUGGAGAUGGGUGGAGAGGGACCCAGCACAGGGGAGAGUAGGGAGGGUAGAAAUAAGAAGAAGAGGGAGAAGUUCGAUAGUGGAUUGGGGGAUGAAAUCGUGGAGAAUCACAGUGAGACUUCUGAAGACGUAAUCUCCAGCUCGGACGAAGACCGGCACCAGGAGAAGCGCCCAAAGCGCGCACAGCAGUCCGACCGCGACCCGCCGCGCAGCGUCCUCAAGUGGCGGCGCACCGAAGCUCUGACUGCGCAGCGCUUCGCCGACAGCGACAGCGAGCGGGAAGCGGAGGGGGAAGGGCAGCGAUCAGAGGAGGGGGAGAUGCGCAUGUACCGCAGCCCCUACUCGGAGCAUCUGAAGGCCAAGAUACAGCGGCUGCCGCUGCCUCCCAUUCUGAAGAGAUAUUUGAAUUUCUACAGGGAAUUUUAAGGUUA